Molecule: messenger RNA, 4850 nt
Organism: Entelurus aequoreus (snake pipefish)
Lineage: Eukaryota; Metazoa; Chordata; Actinopteri; Syngnathiformes; Syngnathidae
Gene: gmps
Product: guanine monophosphate synthase
Exons: 16
Coding region: 190-2262 (690 amino acids)
Biological process (GO): GMP biosynthetic process
Cellular component (GO): cytosol
Molecular function (GO): GMP synthase activity; ATP binding; GMP synthase (glutamine-hydrolyzing) activity
Source: RefSeq, a predicted model, not a curated record
AGGGUAAAAGAGGAGCAGCAGGGUAAAAGAGGAGGAGACAGUCCGCAGAGCCACAAGAAGGCAGCAGUAUGCAAGUCCAGCAGCGCUAACUAACUCUGGAGCUAAACACCGACUCGCUCGCUCUCUCCGUGACCGACGACAAGCCAAGCAAAACGGGGGAGCGCUCAUUCCACCGCCCGGCAGUCCUCCAUGGCUUUAUGCAACGGAGACAGCAAGCUGCCGACCAGCGACACGGAGCAGAAUGGCUCGUACGAGGGAGCCGUGGCCAUCCUGGAUGCCGGAGCUCAGUAUGGCAAGGUGAUUGACAGGCGGGUGCGGGAGCUGUGCAUACGCUCGGAGAUCCUCCCCCUGGAAACCCCUGCCUUUGCCAUUCGAGAACAAGGAUACAGGGCAAUAAUCAUUUCAGGGGGUCCUGCGUCCGUGUAUGCAGAAGACGCACCAUGGUUUGACCCCGCUAUAUUCACCAUCGGAAAGCCUGUCCUGGGGAUUUGCUACGGAAUGCAGAUGAUGAAUAAAGUCUUUGGUGGCACAGUACACAAAAAAUGUGUCCGGGAAGACGGCGUGUUCAGUAUUGGGGUGGACAACACCUGCUCCCUCUUCAGAGGCCUUCAGAAGGAGGAAGUGGUUCUGCUGACCCAUGGAGACAGUGUGGAUAAAGUGGCUGAUGGCUUUAAAGUAGUGGCCCAAUCAGGACAUAUCAUUGCUGGUAUCGCCAACGAACAGAAGAAGCUGUACGGAACUCAGUUUCACCCCGAGGUGGACCUGACGGAGCGAGGCGUAGACAUGCUUCGCAACUUCCUGUUUGAGAUAGCGGGGUGCAGCAGUAACUUCACCGUACAGAACCGCCAGCAGGCCUGCAUCAGUGACAUCAAAGAAAAAGUCGGCAAGUCCAAAGUGCUGGUGCUGCUGAGUGGCGGCGUGGACUCUACGGUGUGCACGGCUCUCCUCAACAAGGCGUUGAACCAGGACCAAGUGAUCGCCGUGCACAUCGACAACGGCUUCAUGAGGAAGAGAGAGAGUCAGAGCGUGGAGGAGGCCCUUACCAAAUUGGGCAUCAAACUCAAAGUGGUGAACGCCUCACACACCUUCUACAACGGAACAACCACGCUUCCCAUCUCGGAGGAAGACCGGACGCCCCGGAAACGCAUCAGUAAGACCUUGAAUAUGACCACCAACCCAGAGGAGAAAAGGAAAAUAAUUGGAGAUACAUUUGUGAAGGUGGCCAACGAAGUGAUAGGAGAAAUGAAUCUGAAACCCGAGGAGGUUCUUUUGGCUCAGGGGACUCUGAGACCCGACCUCAUCGAGAGCGCCUCCCACCUCGCCAGCGGCAAGGCGGAAGUCAUCAAGACUCACCACAACGACACCGAGCUCAUCCGCAAACUCCGAGAUGAGGGGAAAGUCAUCGAACCGUUGAAAGAUUUCCAUAAAGAUGAGGUGAGAGCGCUUGGGAGGGAGUUGGGCCUGCCAGAGGAGAUCGUCUCACGACACCCUUUCCCUGGUCCUGGUCUGUCCAUCAGAGUCAUUUGUGCCGAGGAGCCGUACAUCUGCAAAGACUUUGCUGAAACCAAUAACAUCCUCAAGAUCAUCACAGACUUCUCUGCAAGUAUCAAGAAGCCGCAUGCCUUGCUGCAGAGAGUCAAGUCGUGUAUAUCGGACGAGGAGGAAGAGAAGCUCAUGCAGAUCACCAGCCUUCAUUCACUCAAUGCCUUCCUGCUGCCCAUCAAAACUGUUGGUGUCCAGGGAGAUUGCCGCUCUUACAGUUACGUGUGCGGUGUCACAAGCAAGGAAUCUCCUCACUGGGAGUCCCUCAUGUUCCUGGCCAGACUCAUCCCUCGCAUGUGCCAUACCAUCAACAGAGUGGUGUACGUGUUUGGCUCCCACAUGAAGGAGCCGCCCACGGACAUCACUCCUACCUUCUUGACCACAGGCGUUCUUGGCACGCUCAGGCAGGCCGACUUUGUGGCUCACUCCAUCCUCCGAGAGUCUGGCUACUCUGGAAAGAUCAGCCAGAUGCCGGUCAUCUUGACCCCCCUGCACUUUGACCGUGACCCCCUGCAGAAGCAACCCUCCUGCAGACGCUCCGUAGUGGUGCGCACCUUCAUCACCAGCGACUUCAUGACCGGCAUCCCCGCAACGCCAGGCAACCAUAUCCCAGAGGAGGUGGUGCUCAAAAUGGUCAACGAGAUCAGGAAGAUCCCUGGCAUCUCCAGAGUCAUGUUCGACCUGACCUCCAAGCCACCUGGCACCACAGAGUGGGAAUAAAACACACACACACACACACACACACACACACACACACACACACACACACACACACACACACACGGUGCACAAACAAGAGUUAUCCGAGAAGGCAGGUGAACUUCCUUCCGUUUGCUCCUUUUUUUCGCUAACAUUCCCUCAGACAAAGCAGCAGUGAUGAUGCAGUUCACUGUUUGGCCAGCAGGGUUUGGUUCACUCCUAGAAAAUGAUUUCUUCUCCCUUCUAAUUCCCACAAGGUGUAUCAUCACUACGGAGCUGUGAACUUUUCAGCAUAUGCCAGGAAUACACGCUAAAGUUGCUCAGUCAGCAGAAAGUCUUGCCAUUUUUUAUUUUAUUUUGCUACCUUACUGUCGUGCACUUCUUCUCACCUUCGUACCUUGGUACCUGUAUACUGUGCUCCCAACAUGGCUGCCUGUCCUCUAUGGGGACACAUUUGGCUCUUUUUAUGCAGACUAACAACAUUUUUGCCAACAAAAGUUGAUUGGAAAUGAAAAUACAAAUUUGCAAUUAGUUUUUUUGUUGAUUUGUUUUUUGGGAUUACAAAUUAUUUUUUGGUUACAAGCCAACUACAAUCUUGUGGGCGGGGCUUCCUGUGAAUAAUAUGUUAGAAACCUUUUAUUGGUCAGGCUGGGAUGACCAUAUAUGGGCGUGACUGAUUACCUCCCCAAACACACUUAGAGGGAUAAUCCCCAAGACUAUUUGGGGUCGAUAUGAACUAGUUGUGGUUGAUACCAACUAGUUGUGGGCUGAUACUAACCAUCUGUAAUCUUUGUAAACUAGUCAUCAGCAAACUAGUUGUGGUCGAUACCAACUAGUUAUGGGCCAUACUAACUUGUUGUGGGCCGAUACUAACCAUAUGUAAUCUUUGUAAACUAUUCAUGAGCCUUACUAACUAGUUGUAGCCAAUACUAACUAGUCGUGGUUAUCAACUACUUUUAAUAUAUUUUAACUAGUGGUUGAUACCAACUAGUUGUAAUCAAUGCUAACUAGUUGUGGCUGGUACCAACUAGUUGUGUGCCAUGCUAAAUCAUUGUAGCUGAUACUAAUUAGUUGUGUACCAUACUAUAUUGUUGGGGCCGAUAACUAGUUGUGAGCUAUACUAAUUAGUUGUGGCCAAUAUUAACUAGUUGUGGUCCUUACCAACUAGUUGUUGGCCCAUACCAACUGGUUGUGGUCGAUAAUUGAUUGUAUACCAUACUAAUUGUGGUCGAUACUAACUAGUUGUGGUCGAUAUAAGUUGCGGGCCAUGCUAAUUGUAGUCAAUACACACUAGUUGUUGGUGAUACUAACUAGUUGAGGACAAUACCAAAUAAUUGAGGACAAUACCAAAUAAUUGAGGACAAUACCAACUACUUGUGGUUGAUACCAAAUAGUUGUGGUCUAUACCAACUAGUUGCGGUCGAUACCAACUAGUUGUGGGCCAUACUAACUUGUUGUGGGCCGAUACUAACCAUCUGUAAUCUUUGUAAACUAGUCAUGAGCCUUACUAACUAGUUGUAGUCGAUACUAGCUAGUUGUGGUUAUCAACUACUUUUAAUCGAUUUUAACUAGUGGUUGAUACCAACUAGUUAUCAAUGCUAACUAGUUGUGGCUGGUACCAACUAGUUGUGUGCCAUGCUAAAUCGCUGAUACUAAUUAGUUGUGUACCAUACUAUAUUGUUGGGGCCGAUAACUAGUUGUGAACUAUACUAAUUAGUUGUGGCCAAUAUUAACUAGUUGUGGUCCUUACCAACUAGUUGUUGGGCCAUACCAACUGGUUGUGGUCGAUAAUUGGUUGUAAACCAUACUAAUUGUGGUCGAUACUAACUAGUUGUGGUCGAUAUAAGUUGCGGGCCAUGCUAAUUGUAGUCAAUACACACUAGUUGUGGGUGAUACUAACUAGUUGAGGACAAUACCAAAUAAUUGAGGACAAUACCAACUAUUUGCUGUUGAUAAUAAUUAGUUGUAGUUAUUAACUAGUUGUGGUCGAAACCAAUUAAUUUUGGGCGAUACUAACUAAACUAAAUGUGAGCCAUACAAACUCGCUGUGGGUGAUACCAAGAAGUUGUGGUCGAUACUGAUUAGUUGUACUUGAUAUUAACUAGUUGUGGGCGAUACUAAUUUGUUGAAGACCAUGCCAACUAGUUGUGGUCCAUACCAACUAGUUGUGGUCGAUACUAAUUAGUUGUAGUUGAACUUAACUAGUUGUGGUCAAUACAAAUUUGUUGUGGGCGAUUCUAACUAGCUGUAGGUGAUACUAACUAGUUGUGGGCCAUACUCACAAGUAAAUAUUGUUGAGAGUAGGCCCCGCCCACAAGAUUAAAGUUGUCAUAACAAAAAGUGAGUGAAACCCCAAAAGAUGUGUAUUUUAAUUAAAAAUAUAUUUUUAAAUGUGCAAUUGUUUGCAAAGCCAUGUUUUAGUCUGCUUAAAAGAGCCACCUGAAGGACGAGCAUGUCACGUGUGACCAAUUAUGUUCAGUGUGGCCAAAAGUAUGGUUAUCACUGGAGGCCAAAAUGAUGAAUCACUUUUCAUGUGCCUCUUUUUUCUUCUCCUUCUCAUGUUAGUUUGUUUUGCAGAAGACGCUAUAAAACUGAAUACUCAUGUGUAC